AUGUUGAAUACUUAUGGGGUUUAUUUGAGUUAUUCAAAAGCUUGGAGAUCUCGUGAGCAAACUUUGAAAAUGAUUAGGGGUGAUCCAGCCGAGUCAUUUGGUGCAUUAAUACGGGGAUGGGAGCAUUGUAGAUCGGUGAUUGUUGUUGAUGGUACUUACUUGAAUGGUAAAUAUGGAGGUACACUUUUCACAGCAUGUACACAAGAUGCAAAUAAUAGUAUAUUCAUUUUUGCUUUUGGAAUUGGAGACAAUGAGAACGACAAAUCUUGGAGAUGGUUUUUCGCUAAGAUGAAGAAAGCGUAUGGAAACAGAGAAGGGCUGUGUUUUGUGUCGGACCGUCACCCCAGUAUAAAAAAUGCAAUAGAACAUGUGUAUCUGGGAGCCUGUCACGGUAUUUGUUCUUAUCAUUUGUUGCAAAAUCUAAAAUCAUAUUAUGAAAAGUCAGGCCAAAACAUUACACAAGCAUUCAAUUCGGCUGUCCGCGCUUACACGCUAGAAGAAUAUUGUUAUAACAUGCCUCUGCUGACUAUGAUGAAUGAGAAGAUAAUUUCUUACCUGGCUGAUAUUGGACUUGAAAAAUGGUCACGAAUACAUAUGCCAACAAACAGGUAUUCUAUAAUGACAUUAAACAUUGUGGAGUCGGUCAACGCGGUCACAAAGGCAGCCAAAAAUUAUCCUAUUGUUUCCCUCCUAGAGUCAUUACGGCAAACCAUACAAUCGUGGUUUUGUAGACAAAGGGAUGAUGCACAUGGAACUUUCACAAAGUUGUCGAGCAAGUAUGAGAAAGAGAUUAGGAAAAUGAGCAUGGAUUUAAGAAACUUGAGGAUAAUUUUUUAUAUUUUAACAUUGAGAUGCAUAUGUGACUCAAUCUUUCUGUGA
Messenger RNA from Olea europaea var. sylvestris, 879 nucleotides. RefSeq lists its product as uncharacterized. Lineage: Eukaryota; Viridiplantae; Streptophyta; Magnoliopsida; Lamiales; Oleaceae. The transcript is spliced from 4 exons. The record is from RefSeq and is a predicted model, not a curated record. The coding region runs from base 1 to 879 and encodes 292 amino acids.